UUAUGAAUAUUAACAAAAAAAAAAUGUAUGCAUGUCUGUUUAGCAACAUUCAACUGACAUCUUCACAUCUGACAUCGUUAAUUAUAUAUUAUUGCCUUCGCUUUUUAUACUUUUCUAGUUUGAAUCAGUUUUGUAUAUGUAAGUUUACUCUCAGUCCAUUAUAUAUGUCUAUACUCAUACACUUUCGGCACACUUUUCCCUCAUCACUUUGUUGUGCUUAAUCAUCAUGUUCUUCGGUAUUAUAUUUUUACGCUCUCCCGUCAAGAGAUAUCUUUAUUUGCACGCUCUUCAGUUGAUAUCAUUGUCUCCACCCUCUGCAUCCGGUCAAAUUCUGAUGUGGCUCUUUACCCUAUAUCUAAUAUACACACACUUAUUCACAUUACAUCUGAACUCGUUAAUAAUCAAAUAAUUUGUGACUGCAUGAUACGACCAUUUCCACAUCCUCAAGACUAAGUGACCUAAGAUUCUGCAGCUAAAGUGAAACCUAUUUGACAAGUACAACAUUUGGACUAACACAUAUUUAUGGUCACUAGAUUGUCUUACAUCAUGGAUGCUACUAUAAAUCAAACUUUUCUCAACAUUGAGUCAGUAUUGUUAUGAUUACCAUCCUUAUUAAACUUUAUCAAGAUCUUUUGAAAUGAGUUUCUUUCCAAGUCUCCGGAAGAAACUUUCUAUUUUAUUUAUUAACAACAAAAAAAGAUCAGUUUUAAAACCUUCAGCCUCAAGUAAUUCUGUUUCGAGUAUCUACUGCAAUUGUUGUGAAGAAAAGUUAAACACAUCUGCUCAGAAAAUUCUUCGUUUGUAUCAAAUUCCAUUAUUGAAUUCUUAGUUUCAUUUUGAUAUUCUUAGAUUCUUGAUAACCCAGUUUGGCUUAUUGAUUUUCUAACUUUUUUUUUUUGUCCCUAACUGUAAUGUUUAUUUAUUAAGCCACAUUAAUUGCAAUUUAAAACUUCUUUUAUUAUUUAUUAAUAUUUUCAAAAAUUAUAUACAUAAACCUAUUCCAUUUCGAAAGAAUUGCAGACUUGCUCCCAUCUUUUUUUAUCAAAUUAAGGAACUAAAUUAUUGUUUGUAAUAUAGUAAAUAAAACUAAAUACCAAAUAAUGGAAAUACAAACUGCUGACAAACAGCAAGCACAGGCUCAAUUUACAUGGGAGGCUUGCAACACUGCAUUUGCCUACCCAACAAUAUUACAGGAAGCUGUUACCACAGCAACCACCACAGCUGGAUCAGCAGGAACAACAAUUGCUACAAUUGCAGUUUCAUCUGCAGCAGCAGUUAACAACAACGUUAUAUCACCAGCUGAUGAUACUGAAAAUGUAGCUUCUACUGAUAACGAACAACAACAGCAACAGCAGCAACAACAACAGCAGCAGCAGCAACAACAUCGACCAUUUGAAUGUGAAUAUUGCCAAAAAACUUUUUCCAAGAAUUCCAACCUAACUUCUCACCGGCGAUUGCACACUGGAGAAAGACCUUUUGUUUGUGAUUUUUGCAAAAAAACAUUUGCAAAAUCAUGGAACCUAACUUCCCAUCGUCGCAUUCACACAGGUGAGCGCCCUUACCACUGCGAAACAUGUCACAAGGCCUUUGCCAAGUCUUGGAAUCUUACGAAUCAUAGACGGACGCACACAGGUGAGAGGCCGUAUGGCUGCAAGUACUGUGCCAAAUCCUUUUCUCAUUCCUCCAACUUGACCUCACACAUCAGGUCACACACUGGAGACAAACCUUUUUCCUGCCACAUCUGUAAGAAAAAGUUUACAUUUGCGUCUCAACUCGGCCAGCACUUUCGCAGUCACAGUGACAACCGACCUUAUACCUGCGAGACAUGUCACAAGGCUUUUGCUGAUCAAGGAGUACUUGCCAAACAUCGGAAGAAACAUGCCAACACAAGUGUUAUAACCCCCUCUACAACCACAGUUAACAUUUCUGAUGGUACCAUCACUACUACAGAUGCUACCCAGCUGCAACUUCUGUGCAUAUGUGAGUUCUGUAAGAAGACAUUUGUUGAUGCUGCUUCGCUGUUGGUACACAAAAGCCAGAAACACAGCAAUGUUGAGAAAGCUUACCAAUGCCAGUAUUGCACAGAAACUUUCAACAAUGCCAACAGCCUCAAUUGGCACUUGCGUAACCAUACUACACUUGUCACCACUACUAACAGUACACCUACCCUUGUAACAGCUGGUGACAGCAAUAAAGUAGCAGUCGCAGUUGCAGCAGCAGCAGCUGCAGCUGCAGGUGGUGCAAACAGUUCUGGCAAUCCUGUAGCUGCCAUAGCUGCCUUCAGCUGUGAGUAUUGCCGUAAGACAUUCACUCGCUCAGACAGUCUUACUGUUCACAUUCGAACUCAUAGCACAGGAAAUGGAGCUGAAAUACCAACGAUUAGCUGUGACGUGUGCAAUAAAACACUGCUAAACCAAAGCAACAACGCCAGACCAACCUCAACAACUACAAUCCUUAAUUGUCAAAGCCAGGCAGUUCCAGAUGUGAAACCUAUCAUCAGAGUUGUGGAUCAAGAAGAAAAGCCCUCAAUUGAGUAUAUGCCAGCUAUCGAAAGGAAAGUGGAGAUUGUUGAACAAGCCAAUAGCUAUGAUGGCCACAGCCAAGAUGGUAUGUCCAUGGAGCAAAACAUAAAUGCUUACGCAGCUGCCAUUGAGCAACAACACCAACAACAGCAAGUGACCCAAGUGGUCACCUUUGAAAAUAGCAAUGCCAUUUUUACUCAUACUGAUUUACAGGUCCAUUUCCCUCAAAAUCAUGCGACAACACAAACCUCAUCAGACCAAACAGUCAUAUCUCAGGAAGACAUUUGCUUCAAGGCAUGAGUUCUGAUUCAAAAAUACUUCCCCUCUCACUACUGCCCAUUUUUUAAAAAGCACACACACACACACAUACAUACAUACACACACACACAUACACACGCACGCACACACACACACACACACAGCACACCUCCCUGCCAUUUCAUAUGUUUGUGGAAUGAAUUUGAUACAAUAUAGAAGGAUAAAUUGAUCACCAGCGGGACCUACCGUAAAAUGUUUUCUGAAAAAUUCUUUCUUAUUGCUCUAACAUCACUUUACCAUCUUGGGGGUCUAUGUCUGAGUCUGACUUGUUGUAAUUUGUAUUGACUCUCUUUCUUCAUGCUGUUGUGUCUGACCACCACUAACUUGUUAUUGUUGGGGAUGUAACUAUUAAACCUAUCAAUUUUGUCUUCAGACAGAGGCCAACAUCUACCAUUCUUCAGGAUGUGGCCAUUUCUUUCUUUCCCCAUCCCCAUUUUCUUUUCAGUAAGUAUCGACAGACACCGCUUGCUGAUGUUAUUCAAGAGCAGAAUGUCAGUUAACGGAAGAGAGUAGGACAUCUAAAUACCUCUUUGUAUUUAGGCUUUUUUAAAAUUUUGUUUCUCAUUCUACAUUCUGAAUACAAGCCCUCUGCCAGUGUCAAAUAAGCCCUUCAUUUUCUUAGUGAGGUCAAUACAAUUCCAAAACAAUUUAGUAGUACUACCAGUGUUGGUUCAAAUGACUGUGCCCCCCUCUUCUCAACAUUGGCUUGGUUGUGUCUCAUAAAUAUUAAAAAAUCAGUCAAGGAUAGAAUGAAGUAGUAAAUGGAUUGUGUGGGGUAGAGUUGUUUAGAGUAUUGUGGAAAUAGGAUUGGUAGGGGUGGGUGUUGGGAGGCUAUAUUGCCAGUAGUAAUCUCCAGACAAAUGCAUGUGUGCAUGUGCAUCUGGGAAGUGGAGGGGGUCAACAUUCUCUCUUUGUUUUGUCCUUAUAUAAUUUACCGAUCACCACUACCUGUAAAAUGAUCAAGUAUUUUUGAAUUUCUGAGAGAUGGUGAAAGAAAUGUACAAUAGAGCCAGCUGUGGUAUUUAGUUUUGUCUCUACAUUCUGAGUUCAAAUCUCAUUGGAGUUAACUUUUUCAUCUUUUUGCAGGGAUCAAUAAACAAGAACCUAGUUCAAAGUCUAAAUAUUGAUAAAGUCAACUUCGCCUUUCAUUCUCAUGGAAUUGAAAAAAAUAAGUCCAAUGUGUAGUAUUGUGUCAAUGUAGGGAAAUCCAUUUUUAUUCUUAUUACUAUAAAUACCAAGGACAAACAGAGUCAGCAUAAGCCAUGGAAAUUGUUUAUUGGAUACUUUGAAGAAUGUAAAUUUCAGUGCUUCAUUGUUCAGAGGUGCAGUCAACCUGUUCUUAGCUGUGUGUGUGUGUGUGUGUUUAUAUAUAUAUAUAUAUAUAUAUAUAGAUAUAUACAUAUACAUACAUGUGUGUGUGUGUGUAUGUGUAUUUAUAUAUGCACACUGGUUAAUUCUAGUUGCAAAAAUUCCUUUUGCACCUCAUCAAAAGGAAUUAUAAUUAUUGGCAAAUGUCUUUGUUGUAACCAGUUCAUUUCAUUUUAUCUCUAAUAUUUUAGGAAAGGCAUGCACAUCACAUUUCCUUAUUUCUCUACUCUUGUAAAUCUGAGAUUUUGUACUUAUGCAAAAUAUGUAGAAAUCUUUAUUUCUAAAGAGCGGAAUAGUUAAAGGAACAGAACUUCAGGCAAGACCUUAAUGAUACCUAUUUUGAUAGCACAUUCUUGAGUUCAAAUCCCACUGUCAUUGAUUUUUUUUUAAUACUAGUAAAGUUCUAAUAACAUACUGUUAGUGAAUUUAACUUACCCUUAACCUGAUGCAAUGUUAAGUCCUUAGCAAUCUUAGUUUUGACUUUGUUUUAAUUGUCAUUCAAGACUACUUUACUUAGUGCAAAAUAUAGAAAAAAAAAAUUUGAAAGAUAAAUUCUAAAAACAUUUGGUUUUCAUGCCUACAUUACACAUUACAAAUCAUCAUCACUGUCAUCAGUUUCGUUGUUGUUAUUAUUAUUGCAAAUACAGUUAGAGUAGAUGUUAAAAUCUAGUGAAGUUAAUAUGGGAUUUGUUUCUUAGUCAUUGCUAUUUCAUUUCACUUAAAUUUGUAAUGCUUUAAAAAAUUGAACAUCAUACACUCUCAAUUCACCUACUCCAUAAAUCUGAUGCUUUGGAUUCAGGUAAGGCUGCCAUUAUUUAUAAUAAUAUUAAGUACUGUGAACUGGUUACACAUUUUUUUUUUUGCCUGAUUAAAAAAACUACUAUUAAGUUGUUAUGAAUGGUGCAGUAUGGCUAGAAGUGGUAGAGUACUUUUCACUUUUAAGUUCUGUUCUUUUAUAUUUGGGGUUCAAAUCCAGCUGGAGCUUAAUAAAAAUAGAUUCAACCUUGACCUGGAGUUGAUUCAGUUGUCCACUCCCCUCCUCUAUUUGUUUGUGGCCUAGUUACCAGUCUAAGAAAUCCUCAUUAUUAUUUAAAGGAACUUGGUUGGGGUAAUUAGUAGAUAGAACAAACUAAAUACUAUUUGGUAUUUACUUUCAUUGUUGUAGGUUCCAAUAUCAAAUUCUGCCUGUAUUGACUCUUACAUUUCAUCUCCCCAUAAACAGAAAGGUUUAUUAGUACCAAUGAUAAAUAGAUUUGGAUAAAUUCAAUUAACUUUUCGCUCAGCACCCUAUCCCCAUCUCUUCUGCAAAAUAGGUCUUGUACCUUGUCAAAAGAAAUCAUCUUUGUUUUUGUUUAAUAAAUAUACCAAUUAAUCUUACAGCCAUAUUCACACAUCACUGAUUCACAUGGAAUUUUAAUCUCCAACCAAUCUUCCACAUUAUGUCAAGAAUCCCUUCCUCUCUUGGUGGAUGGAGGACAUCUUCAGUUGUUCUGUUUAUUUAAAACAAUUUGCAAGAAGAUUCCAGACAAGUUCCAAUCAGUAACUGCCUAAGUAAUAACUCUUUAGACUCUGCUGAACUGGUGCUGCUGCCACCACUACCAUGACCACGAACAGCAACAAUACUACUGCAACCACCACCACCACACCACCACACCACUAACGACAACAACACUUGAGCCAUUAUCUAUUUGAAUGAAAUUUAAAUAAACUGUUUGUUCAUACUAA
Octopus bimaculoides (California two-spot octopus) is the source of this 5933-nucleotide messenger RNA. RefSeq lists its product as uncharacterized. NCBI's taxonomy places the organism in Eukaryota, Metazoa, Mollusca, Cephalopoda, Octopoda, Octopodidae. Gene Ontology annotation, molecular function: DNA-binding transcription factor activity; RNA polymerase II transcription regulatory region sequence-specific DNA binding. Gene Ontology annotation, cellular component: nucleus. Gene Ontology annotation, biological process: negative regulation of DNA-templated transcription. The record is from RefSeq and is a predicted model, not a curated record.